GCAGAGAGGACAACAUGUCGCUCUACGAUGGAGUCGACAUCGACGGUGUGCCAAUGCAAUCAACUGCCACGGAAGGAACCGACAUUACCAAGCUUUCUGGCUGGUCCUCCAGUUACAAACUUCUACAGACUCAGCUACAGAGAAAGAAAGUUGCUCAAACAAGACCAUUAUCAACAUCUCGAACAAAGGCUGUAAAUCAAGUGGUCCUGGGCAUCAAGAGAACAGCUGAUGAUUUGGAGGAUUCUACAGCAUCAGAUAUUGAUGGUAGAGAAAUGCUGGAUACUGAUCUCCAAAAGGUCCCAGAACCCUUCACAGAGACAGAAGCCUCACUUGCUGUUGUUAUCGAUGAAUAUGAUCCUUUAAGACCAAAUGAAUAUGAGUUGGUCAAACAAAAGUUCAGGGAAGAGAAAGAAAAUGAGAGAGGGGACAGAGGUGAAAGGUCAGAGAGGACAGACAAUCGAGAAAGAUCACGCGGCGACCGUGAUUAUGAUAGAGGAGAGAGACACAGAGAUCGUGAGCGUGACAGAGACCAUGAUCGUGAGAGAGACCGUGACAGGGACCGGGAUAGAGACCGCGACAGAGAUCGUGAUAGAGAUAGGGACAGAGACCGGGAUCGAGACCACCACAGAGACAGAGGAAGAGACAGAGGAAGACGCAGGGGUGAUGAUGAUGAUAGUUAUGGCAGCCAGCCUCCACGUCGAGGAUUUCCUGGGGGAGCAGCCAUUGCACCACCCCCAUCUCUUAUGCAGGAUUCAGCACCUGUAGAGCAAGCUGCCCAACAGUGGCCAGUGUCCAGUGGAGCAGACUUUAAUUUUGCAUCUGAAAAUAAACCAAAAGCUGGUGGCUUUUCUGCCAGUCCUGUUGCAUCUCAGAUUAUGGCAAAAUAUGGUUGGAAAGAUGGCCAAGGUUUAGGAAAACAAGAGCAAGGUAUUAACACAUGUUUGCAAGUGGAGAAAACCAGCAAGCGAGGCGGAAAAAUAAUCAACCAAGACAAAGAAUCAAAAGCUGCAAUGCAAGAAGCAGAACCAGUUACCAGCGUUAUGAGGAACCCAAGCAAAGUUGUUGUUUUGAGGAAUAUGGUUGGUCCGGGAGAAGUGGACGAAGAGCUACAACCUGAGGUCGUGGAGGAGUGUAACAAGUAUGGUGAAGUUGCCAAAGUUGUAAUAUAUGAG
Pocillopora damicornis (cauliflower coral) is the source of this 1172-nucleotide messenger RNA. RefSeq lists its product as uncharacterized. Gene Ontology annotation, cellular component: precatalytic spliceosome. Gene Ontology annotation, molecular function: RNA binding. Lineage: Eukaryota; Metazoa; Cnidaria; Anthozoa; Scleractinia; Pocilloporidae. The record is from RefSeq and is a predicted model, not a curated record. Gene Ontology annotation, biological process: alternative mRNA splicing, via spliceosome; mRNA cis splicing, via spliceosome.